Molecule: messenger RNA, 1683 nt
Organism: Penicillium arizonense
Lineage: Eukaryota; Fungi; Ascomycota; Eurotiomycetes; Eurotiales; Aspergillaceae
Product: class I adenylate-forming enzyme family protein
Exons: 4
Coding region: 1-1683 (560 amino acids)
Biological process (GO): fatty acid metabolic process
Molecular function (GO): medium-chain fatty acid-CoA ligase activity
Source: RefSeq, a predicted model, not a curated record
AUGGAUUCUCAAGUCUUUCCCAAUGACGAGAUCUUCAGAGGUCUUCGCUCGUGUGCGGAGCGCUUCCCAGGGAUUGCAGUCAAUGAUCCAGCAAACGGAGUAUCAACAAGCUACGAUCAGCUCAUCCGGAAUCUUGUGGCCACCCGCAAGAGCAUCCAAGAUGCUCUACCAGCGAGCCUUUUCGACGGUCGAGGAAGGCUCCUCGACAACUCGAUAUGGGUUGGCUUGCUAUCACCACUUUCCGAGGACUUUAUUGUUGGCUGUCUAGCAAUUCUUUCCAUUGGGGGAGCUAUUAUGCCCAUGGCACCCGGGAUUCUCCCAGAAGAAGCCAAUCACUUUCUUGAGCAAACUGAAGCUAGUUUGCUCCUCGUAACAUCUGGCCAGUAUGAAGCAGCAGCCAAAAUCCACCAACACCGACAGCUAAGGGCCGCUGUGCCUCAGCGUCACCUCCAUGUCGUGACUAUCACCUGCGGCCACAGAGACUAUUGUAUGGAUACUGCCGCGCAUCUGCAGAUCGAUGACACCCUGAGCCUCCCCUCGAAUCGGCCCGGGUUGAUUGUCUUCACGUCGGGGACGACAGGUCCACCCAAAGGGGCGGUGCUACCGCGACAGUGCUUGUAUCCCAGGGAGUUGUGCACACCAGACAACCGCCGAGUCAACCUAAGCGACCGCGUGCCUCAUUGGCUUGGCGGGAUGGUAUGCACUUUGCUGCCUCUGCUAACCGGGCACCUGAUUGAGAUCAUGAAGCCAGGGUCCCCGGCCGAGGACUACUGGGAGCUUCUCAAACAGCAGCGAGUCACCAAGGUGGCUUGGGGUCCCAUGACCUUGUCCAAGCUAAAGCAGUACUAUGACGACCACCUCAAUUCUUUACCCAGCACGGAACUUGAACCAUACCUGAGUGGGGUUCGAGCUAUUCGAGAAAUCCGCUUGGGCUCGGCUAUGCCCACGGCUACCUUGGUUGAGUUCUGGGAUCGAUUGACGGAUGUGCCGCUACAGAUGGGGUAUGCCGCAACGGAGGCUGGCGGACUGAUCAGUAUGCUACCAAACGUCAAUCCGACUAGAACAUCGAUAGGUCGACCCCUCCCCGACGUGGAGAUGAAGCUCUCCGAGGGCACCACAGGAGAAGUGCUGAUCAAAGGCCCCCGAAUUAUGUUACAUUAUUUAAACGACGAAGAAGCGACCAGGGCUGCAUUCGACGACGAAGGAUUUUUCCGAACGGGCGACCUGGCACACAUGGAAGGCAACGAGUUCGUGUUUGAGGGACGUGCUUCGUCGGACUUCAUCCAGGUCUACGCAUAUCGGGUCCCCGUUCUGCCAGUUGAGAAUGCAUUAACAAGCCUUCCAUACGUAGCUGAGGCUGUCGUGGUUGCAGUACCAGACGGCGGAAUCGCCAACCAGCUGGGAGCUUUAGUACGGCCACGACCAGGAGCUGGUCAGGUUCUACUGCAUCGUUUACAUAGCGAUCUGUCCAGGUCGUUGCCCGCAUAUACCUUUCCUACAAAGCUGCGGGUAUUGCAGGAGGAGGAGAUCUUGCCCCGGACUGCCACUGACAAGGUCAAUAAGAAACAGGCCGUAGCGAGGUAUUUUCUAGGGAGCGCUGCAGGAGCUGUGGAGACAUGUAAAAUGUCUAAGAAUGGGAAGGAAGGGCCUCAGAAGGCGUGGGAUUGGGCUGGGUUGCAGUAA